This is a messenger RNA of Musa acuminata AAA Group (dessert banana), 1775 nucleotides long. Its product is annotated as UDP-glycosyltransferase 73C6-like. The transcript has a single exon. The record is from RefSeq and is a predicted model, not a curated record. Bases 108 to 1562 code for a protein of 484 amino acids. Gene Ontology annotation, molecular function: UDP-glucosyltransferase activity. Lineage: Eukaryota; Viridiplantae; Streptophyta; Magnoliopsida; Zingiberales; Musaceae.
UUCUUCCCCUUGGAAAUACCCACCUGAUACAAAAACGAAGACUCCGCCUCUCCUUCCUGAAUUUGGUUAGUGCUCCGUGGUCUGCAACAAUCGUUCGUCCUACCACUAUGAACGGCGACAGCGGGCUACACCUGGUGGUGGUGCCGCUGAUGGCCCAUGGACACCUGAUUCCCGCCAUCGACAUGGCCCGCCUCUUCGCGGAGCGCGGAAUCCUGGUCAGCGUCGUCACCACCCCCGUCAACGCGUCCCGCAUCAGGGCUGUAAUCCGCGGCAUCGACGAAUCCGGCCUUCCCAUCCGGUUCGUGGAGCUGCCCUUCCCCUGCGCCCAAGUGGGCCUGCCCGAGGGCUGCGAGCACGUCGACGUGGUGCCGCCCCACCUUUUCGCCAACUUCUUCCGAGCCACUGCCUUGCUCCGCCUCCCUCUGGAAUCCUAUCUCCGGGAUCACCACCCCCGCCCGAGCUGCAUAGUCGCCGACGUGUGGCUUCCGUGGACCAUGGAGGUGGCUAGAGCACUCCGAGUCCCCAGGCUGGUCUGCCACUGGAUAUCCAGCUUCGCGGUGCUCUGCUACCACAACAUCCGCCGGCAGAGGGUACGCGAGAGCAUAUCUGACGACUCGGAACCCUUCGUGGUGCCCGGCUUACCCGAUCGGAUCGUGACGACGAGGGCGCAGGCGCCCGGCUUUUUCGACGCCUUCGGGUGGGAUGAUAUUUAUGCACAGUCGGUGGAGGCAGAGGAGACGGCCGACGGGCUGGUGCUCAACAGCUUCGACGACCUGGAGCCGUCAUACAUCGACAAGUACCGGGAGGCGACGGGGAAGAAGGUUUGGGCCAUCGGCCCCUUCUGCCUCGGCAACAGGGACAGGGCGAGCAAGGCGGUAAGAGGGAGCCAGGCGUCGGUCGACGGGGACGGGUGCAUGGUCUGGUUGGACUCCAUGCAGCCGCGGUCCGUGGUGUACGUGAGCUUCGGCAGCCUGACCCAGACGCAGCCUUCGCAACUAGCGGAGAUCGGGGAAGGCCUGGAGGAGUCCGGAAGCCCGUUCAUCUGGGUGAUCAAGGACAGGGAGAGAACCCCCGCGACGGAAACGUGGCUGUCGGGAUUAGAGGGGAGGACCAAGGGGAGGGGACUGGUGAUCACGGGGUGGGCGCCGCAGGCCCUGAUCCUGUCGCACCCAGCCAUCGGGGGCUUCGUGACGCACUGCGGAUGGAACUCCGCGUUGGAGGGCGUCAGCGCCGGCGUGCCCAUGAUCACGUGGCCCCACUUCGCCGACCAGUUCCUCAACGAGAAGCUGCUGGUGCAGGUGCUGAAGACUGCUGUGCCCAUCGGGGUUGAAGCGCCCAUAACCUAUGUCUUCGACAAGGCUGUGGCGCUAGUGAAGCGGGAAGACGUGAGCAAGGCGGUUCGCAGCGUGAUGGAUGGAGGGGAGGAAGGGGAAGGCAGGAGAAAGAGAGCCCAGGAACUGGGGAAGAAAGCAAGGAAGGCUGUAGACGAAGAGGGCGGAUCGUCUCAGGAGAACUUGACGCGCUUACUCGAUUAUGUCUCGAAGUUAUGCCAAGCCAAGUAGUACAUCAACGAGGGUAUUACGCAACCAGUUCGGCUUCCACUUCUGUUCUACGUUCUGAUGUGGUCUCUUGCGUGGGUCAUGUUCUCAGUUGCGUUGCAAUAACCUUCGCUCUCGGCUCAAUCCUAUGCAUCUCAUGUGACCCGUUUCUAGUCUCGUUUCUAUCCUCUUAAUUCAGAAAAAUAAACAAGCCAUGCUACAUGUCGGCAUUACAUC